Molecule: messenger RNA, 5178 nt
Organism: Stylonychia lemnae
Lineage: Eukaryota; Ciliophora; Spirotrichea; Sporadotrichida; Oxytrichidae
Source: the annotation of a GenBank genome assembly
AUGACUGACUAUUUAGAUUUCAAUGAUGCCGCUUAAAAAGAAUUUUAAAGAACUGGAAAUUAUAAGAAAAGAUAAUAAACUCUUAAGGAUCAAUAGAAAAGAGAGGAAAAUCCACCGACACUUGUGACAAUUCCAGGUUUUGAAACUGAGUGGUUUGAUAGACUCAUAAUGCUGGCAAUUGUUAUAAACUCUAUUUGUCUAAGUUUGUUUGACUAUAUGGAUAGAGAAGUUAAUACUUAAUAUAAUUUGAUACUUAAUUGGAUUGGAGAUGGAUUCACAUUAUUCUUCUUAUUUGAAGCUCUAAUAAAGGUUUUUGCAAUGGGAUUUAUUAUUCAUAAAAAAGCAUACCUCAGGGAUGGAUUACUUGAUUUGGUAGCAACUAGUGUGAAUCUAAAAUCGUUAAGGACAUUAAGAGUAUUGAGACCUCUAAAAAGUAUUAAUGCUAUUCCUAGCAUGAGAAGAUUAGUUAGCACAUUGUUUUAAUCUCUACCAGAAUUGGGGAAUGCAACUAUUUUUCUCUCAUUCAUGAUAAUUUUGUUUGGAAUUCUUGGACUGUAGCAAUUUAGUGGGAUUAUUUACUAUAAAUGCCGACUCACAGCAGUCCCAAUCAAUGAAAAUUACUGGCCGAAAUCUCCAAUAUACAACAGAGUAUGUUCAUAAUCAACAGAUGGAGGAUAUUAAUGUCCUGAUAAUUUAUAUUGCGGUAGCCCUCUAGAUGUUGGAAUAAGUCUUGAUGACGAUGGUGUAUAUUAUGAUAAAAAGAUUCAAUUUGGAAUAAGCUCUUUUGAUAAUUUUGGGUAGGCUGUUUUAGGAGUUUUCUAAAUUAUUACUAAAGACCAAUGGACAGAAUUGAUGUAUAAUCUUUAAGAUGGCUCGAAUUCUAUCUUUGCUAGAAUCUAUUGCAGCACAAUCAUUGUCUUGGGGUCAUAUUUCUUGCUCAAUCUAAUUCUUGCUGUUAUUAUGUCAAAUUUUACAAGAAUUUACCAGAUUGAUUAGGAAAAAGAGCUCAUAGAGAAAGAAAAAGUUUUCAAAACAGAUAAAAAAAUUAAAUACGAAAAUUUAACGACAUAAGAAAUUUUGAAUAUGUCCUCAAGUGAUGAUGAUAAUAUAAUUGAAAAUUUUGAGACCUAAUAGACUUAAAAAGAUAUAUAAAAAGCAUAGCAAAUGGAUGAGUAAAGAAAUUAAAUUACUUUAGAAGUUGAGUAGUUAGAUAGAAAUGUUUAAGAUGAGGAGAUAAAGGAUACUACUCCUAAUAAUAGAGGAUCCUUAGUUAAGUCAUCCCUAAUGUCUGAUUUGGUUUAAGAAGAUGAUGCAGUUACCCCAUAAUCAAAUCUCAGUAAAAUUAAAACAUUUUCAAAACCAAUUCCAGAUUCACCAAUGGGAUUUGGAUUAGAUAUUAUUUAAAAGCAAAUGACUGCUCAAGAUCCUUAGAGUAUUUCAAGGACAACAACUUCAAUGAGAAAAUUUUAAGAAAUCGAAGAGCAAAUGCAUGAAACUGAAGCAAUUGAUGAUAUUAAUUUGCGGCUAAAACUACAAUAAGCGAUGUUUGAACAAUAAGAGAAAAUUCUUCGGAAAAUGGAGUACGAUAUUAAAAAGAAAUAUGCAAUGAAGUAAGAAUGGGAAAAGAGAGUAUUAGAUGAAGCUCCCAAAGAUUCUGAGGCUAAGAAAAUGCUUAAGCAAAGAGAACUUGAUGAAGUAGAAAAAGAGAUAGACUAGGUUUCAAUCAUGAGUCUAAAGAUAUCAGCAAACUUGAAAUAAAUCAACCUUAAAGACCACCUUCAAAAAUUGAUUCUUAAUAAAUUCAAGUCACAGCUAAUCUAAAAGAACAUACUUGAGAAAAUGUUUACUAAAGUGGAGAAUCAAAUGACAAAAAAUAUAUUGCAGAUGAGAGCAAACAAGUUUUUCCUUUUUAAAUGUUUUUUUGGCUUGGAAUUGCUGCUUAAAAUGGCAGGAUUAGGAUUUGUUUAUUACUUUAGAGAUAAAUUCAAUUGGUUUGAUAGCUUAGUUGUCUUUGUUAGUAUGCUGGACUUAACACUUUAAUACACUAGCAUCAUUAAAGAUAUCUCCAACAUAUCUAUUUUACUAUUUCUUUUCAUUUACACCUACACUCUACUUGGUCUAGAAUUAUUUGCCUUCAAAGUAAAAUUUGAUGAAAGUAACAGACCCUCUUUUGGUCCUAAUUCAGACUAUCCUUAAUCAACUUUUAAUACCUUUAUGGAGGCAUUUAUCUCUGUUUUUAUAGUCCUAACUAAUGAUGGAUGGACUCCAAUUUAUUUUGAUCACUACAGAGCUUCUGAUUCAACUACUUCAAGCUUUUACUUUAUUACUUUACUAAUUAUUGGUCAAUUCAUUUUGCUCAAUCUCUUCAUUUCAAUACUUAUUGAAAACUUUGAAUAAGUAAGCGUGCAUCAAGAUACUGUAAAUAAGUUGAAGUAGCAAUCUAGUGGAAGUAGAAUUAAAAUUCUUCUUAGAAAACUAUAUUUCAAACUCUCUUGCAAAUAGUACGAAGAGGAAGAUACCAGUGAGGAAGCAAAAUCUUUCAAAAUCAAAUAAGAUAAGCUUGAAUAAAAGAGACCCUCACUUCAGAUUUUCUAGCCCAAGAAUAAAUUUAGACGAUUUUGCAAAAAGUAUUGCAAACACAAAAAUUUCGAAGGCUUAAUGUUAUUUAUCAUUUUAAUCAGCAGUAUUUAACUCGCUGUUGAUAAUCCUCUCAAUGAUCCUGAUGCCAUUUUAUCUAAGAUUCUUUCAAAUUUAGAUAUUGCUCUAACGGUUGCUUUUACGAUUGAAGCAAUUAUUUCGUUUACAAUUAGUUCAAAGAAUAUCAACUCAAUCAAAAUUUUAAGGCUACUCAAAGUAUUGAGGCCUUUAAGAGUCAUUUCAAGAAACUAAGGCCUUAAAAUUUCUAUUAGAUCUCUUGCUGUUUCUAUUCCGGGUAUUUUGAAUGUUGGUAUUAUUUCAUUAAUAUUUUACUUGAUAUUUGGAAUUAUCGGUGUCAACUAUUUCAAAGGUAGAUACUAUUUCUGUGAUAUGGAUCAUGUUCCAAGGGGCAAGUAAAUUUUAAAGAUGAUAGAUACAAAGUGGGAUUGCUUAUGCUUGGGAGGAGAAUGGAACAAUUACUUCUAGAAUUUUGAUGAUGCUUGGAUGGCAAUGUCUUCUCUAUUUAUGAUAUCUACAACUGUAGACUGGGCCUAAUUAAUGUAUCGAGGGGUUGCAAAUAGAGGCUAUGAUAUGGCUCCUAAAAAUUUGGAAAAUUUUGGUUUAACUUUUUUCUUUGUGGCUUUCAUGAUUGUCGCAAAUUUCUUCCUGCUAAAUUUAUUUGUAGGAGUAGUGAUUAGUACUUAUAACAGAGAAAAAGAAACAUUAGGCAGAAAUUUCUUGCUUACAGAAAAGCAAAGAAAAUGGCUAGAAAAUAAAAUAAUGAUGGUGUAAUCUAAACCAAUGCUCAUGAUGAAACUUCCUCAAAGUGAAUGGAGAUAACCAUUUUUUAAAUUGGCUCAAUUUGUUUGGUUUGAACGAUUUAUCUAUUUUUGUAUUAUUGCGAACACUGUUAUUUUAGCAAUUUAGUGGUAAAAUCAGCCAGUCAUUCUUGAUCUAAUUACUGAAAAAUUUAAUUAUGCUUUUGCUGGAAUUUUUACAUUUGAAGUCAUUGUGAAGUUUAUAGCAUAUGGAAAGAGAUAUUUUAAAGAUGGGUGGAAUAAUUUUGAUAUAGUUAUUGUCGUUAUGACAUUAAUCAGUAUUAUUUUAGCAUCUACUACUAGCUAUCAGCUUGGACCAUAGACUACCAUCAUUAGAUCGUUUAGAAUUGGAAGAAUUUUCAAGUUAUUUAGAAGGAACAAAUCAUUAAAAUCUAUAUUCUAAACGUUUUUAGUAACAUUGCCAGCAAUGGCAAACGUUGGAAGUCUUUUGAUACUAUUCAUAUUUAUCUACUCUAUUCUUGGAGUUUAUAUGUUUGCAGACAUAAGACUAAAUGGAGAAUUAAAUCAUAAUGCUAAUUUUUAGAAUGUCUCAAAUGCUUUCCUCUUACUUAUUAGGAUAUCUACAGGAGGAAACUGGUCAAAGCUAAUGUACUCAUUAUAAAAAGCCUCAAAUCUUUAGUAUCAAUGCAUUCAAGAUCCUACUUUUAAAGACUAUAAAAAUGCAGGAAGUUGUGGAGGAUUAGUUUUUCCAUACAUUUACUUCUUUUCUUACAUUUUAUUAGUUGAUCUUAUAUAUCUCAAGCUUUUUAUUGCUAUUAUUUUAUAAGGAUUUUAAGAUACAACGGAAAGAGAUAAUAAAUUACUUGAUUAGGAUGCUAGUGACAAAUUUAGAGAAGUCUGGUCACAUUUCGAUCCCGAUGCAACAACUUUUAUGAGGGCUCAAAGUUAUGGCUAAUUCUUAGCAUUAUUAGGUGAGCCUCUAGGUUGGGAUGAUACAUUUGAUUUCAAUUAUCUCAAGCAGAUUAACUAUCUUGAUGAAGUUAAUCUACCAAAAUACAAUGCACACACUGAUUACUAAUUUAUGGAUGUUUUUGAGAGUUUAGCACUUUUGAUGAUUGUUAAGAAAGAAGUAAGAAAGUACCUAAUAAAAUAUACGAAAAAAAUUCAGAUGAUAAGGAAAAAACAAAUGCUGAGUGCUGAAAAAUAAAGGUAGUAAAAGUAAAGGAAAAAAGCAAAGUAAAGAAAACCUUAGAAUUAACAAAGUUCAAAUCAUAUUAAUGUCAUGAUAAGAUAAUCCUCAGGAAGAGGAGAGAAAUUUUAAAGGCAAUCCUCUAAUAAAUCGUCAAAAGAACUCAAAAUUAAAAAUUCAAGAAGAGGUCCAAGCAACAAUGAAACUGGAGAUAAGUCCCAACUAUAAGCAUAAAUAUCUCUCAAGAAAAAUUAAAGAUAAGAUAUGGACGAACUUUUGUUUUAAGAAGCAGAUAGACAUAACGAUGAAUUAAAAAGUCAACUUAAGAAUUUAAUAAUGGGCUAUCAAUAGCCAAGCGAUGGCUAGCCUGCGAAUGGUAAUAAAAAGAGCAAUGAAAUUAAAAGUGAUUUAAAUGAAGAUGACAUUGAAGCGCAAAUCAAUGCUUUACUUCAAAAUUCUUUAAUUAAUGAUUUGGAAAACAGAUACACUAACUAAAACACUUUUUAAUAAUAAUGCCCUGACUUCCAAAUCAAAGAUGAGUAAUUCAAAUAAUUUUACUUAGAAAGCUAAUGA